Molecule: messenger RNA, 4110 nt
Organism: Psylliodes chrysocephalus
Lineage: Eukaryota; Metazoa; Arthropoda; Insecta; Coleoptera; Chrysomelidae
Source: the annotation of a GenBank genome assembly
AUUCAUUUAAAAACAUUUUGAAAAUAUAUCACCGCCUGGUCCUAGCUUGUUACGCCACUGGUAAAGUACGGUGAGGCAGAAAAUUUCGAGACAGAGGGCGAAAUCGAAAGAGAAAAGAGAAGAGGUGUUCGGUGUUGGUGUUCGAUGUUGUUCGUUCGUGAUAUAGACGCCAUAAGUGAAUUUGUGUUUUAAUAUCUGAUUUACAUUCAUUGCUAUGGAAAUAAAUUUCUGAGACGAACAAAUUAUGAACUCAACUUUAAAACCAGUAUUGCCCACAUCUUCGCAAAACGCCAGUUCUGCGACUGCGACCAAACCAAUGCAUCCACAAGGUACACCAAUCUCAUAUGGACAACCUUCUGGCACAAUAUCCCAGAAUCCAUUCCCAAACACCAAUAUGGCCCACAACCAUCCUGCCACCCAACAAAAACAUUUUUCUUUAAAUGUCCCAGGGGGAGGAUCUCAUUUUAGCAUGGGAACUAUUCCUGCUAGCAACCACCCCGUUGCUAUUAGCCAACCGUCUACUGGACAAAAUUACAACCCUCCAAAGAAUGCAUACAGUGGGUUUCAGCAUGGUGUUGGACUUACUACACAAAAUCAAAAUACAUUACCCCCUGUCAGUCAAACCUUGCCUGCUACUACAACAACAACAACAUCGUCCUCUGCAGCAUCUCAAAGUCCACCUGUUACACAAAACCUGUCAAAUUCCAAUUCUAACAACUCUUCAUCUGUAAAGGAACCUACUGUAGACAAGGAUAAAGCACAACCAAACGGAACAUCUGAAGUAGAACCUCCUGCACCUGUUCAACCCGAAAAACCAGAAGUCCAAAGUAACCAUGUAACAGCGCAGGCUCCAACUAGUGGACCACCAGCCCCACAACAACAAGAAAAGCCAGCAUCUCAAACACCAUCUCUACAACAGCCUUCAGAAAAACCUAAACCUACCAUGCCUCCACAAGAAAAGAAACCAAUACAAGGACCUAAACCUGUCCCAGAAACCAAAACUGUCCCAGAAACAAAACCUGUUCCAGAAACUAAACCUGUCCCAGAAACUAAACCUGUUUCAGAAACUAAACCUAUUUCAGAAACUAAACCUGUUCCAGGAACUAAACCCAUUCAAGAAUCACCUAAAGUUCCCCAUGAACCUGUUCCAGUCCAAAAAAUAUCCCAACCUCCUUCAGUCCCAACACCUCUAACAGUAUCUUCGGCACAUGUGCCAGCUCCCGAACCCACCAAGGCACCAGUUCCUGAACCCACCAAGGUACCAGUUCCUUCCAGCGAACCAGCUGUGACAGAACCUAUUAAGAAUGAUUCUGAGACCAUAAAAGAUGCGCCAGAGACUGAUCCGUUGGCAUUUGAUGGUUCCGGUGCGGUACCUGAAGAAAAAUCUACACAAAAUCAAGAUGUGGCGGUUCCUAUUAUCCAGUCUGAAGAUGCUAAGGAAGAGAGCGAAGGCGAUGAAAAAAGUUCGGCAGAGGAACAGUCUAGCGAAGAGUGCGAAUCUGAAAAAGGACAAAAAGAUGAAGAAUUGGUGUUAAAAACUCCAGUCCGAAAAGCAAAAGUUGCUAAAGCAGAGCCCAAAUCUACAAUUCAAAAAUCUCCAACCAGCGCCAAAACCAAGAGGCAGAGGAUGAGAACUCAACACUAUCAGAGUCCACUUCCGGAAAUCGAAAUUAUUACGAAAAUCACUGCUGCACCUACGAGAAAUAGAAACACUGAUGACAAGCUCAUUUACUUUUACAAGAACGAGUUUCUAGCUGUCAGAAAUGCAGAGGGAGGAUUCUAUUUAUGCCAAGCUGUGCAGAAUAUCUAUAAAUCUUCGUCGAAAAUUAAGAUACGUUGGUUGUCUCAGGACAAAAGUGAAAAAAGCGCGGAAAUCUACACUCCAGAUUUCUAUGACACAACAGAUUUCGAUUGCAUUCUAACUAGUUUAGAUUUGACCAGAGUUGGAAAGGGUAGAUACAAAUUGAAACCAGCUGAGAAAUUAAGGACAGAUAGUAUUUUAAAGAGGUGUUUAGCUGUAGAAAAGGGUGAAAUUUCACAACCUUCGGUGUCAGCAGAACACCCAGAUGGAUUGGAUUUGUCGCUGUACAAGGAUGAGGAACAAUUAAAAAAGAAAAGUAAACAAGGUACAAAGCGCAAGGGCAGACCGCAGUCCCAGUCUCCCAAAAAGGAAACGCCGACUAAACAGUCGCCUGAAGCUCCUAAGGUAAGGAAAGUGGAGACCAAGCCGACAAAACAGAGUACACCUGCCAAGAAGCCGAUCGUUAAGAAAGUAGUUCCGCCACCGGAACCCAAAAAAGCGGCGCCGAUGACUAGUAGAGCGGCUAGAGGAAAGAGAAAAGCUAUUGCAAAAACCAGUCCGGUCGUUGAUCAGAAGAAAGCUAAAGUUUUGGCUAAAAUUGGAAGGAAAGCUGGCAUUCCAGCUAGCAGUACCAAGGCCCAGCCCCAGCCCCAAACAUCUAAAAGUGCAAAAGUGUCAAAACCAGCUCCCUCAUCUUCAAAAGUAACAAAACCAGCGCCGGCUCCGAAAUUGCCGCCAAGAAAGGCCAAGAGAUUCGGGAGGAAGUGAAUUAAAUAAUAUUAAAUAUUGAUUUUUUUUUUCAGAUUUAUUUUGUGUAUAUUUUUUUAUUUUUGAAAUCAUCUUUUUUUAUGGAUUUAUUAACCUUUUAAAUAACAAGUAGAUGCAUAUCGUAAGGUUUUUCAAAAAUUUAUGAUAUGCGUUUUCAAAGGAAAUUUGAAUCGUGGACCUCUUUAUUUGGUACUAAAGAGUAUUGAAAGAAUAAUUAGUAUUUCAAGAAAAGGCCUUAUAAUCUUCCUAAAAAAAAUUAUAGUUCAAAUUUUCGAUGUUAUUUGUGAAUCGUAUAAAUAGGUCCACGUUUUAAAAUGUUAGAAUGUUUAUAGUUACAUUUACUUAUAUAACGGCCAUUUCACAAAAGGAAAUCUACUUUACAUUUAUUUUUUUAAUUGUAUUUAUUAGAUUUCCAUUUAUAUAUAUAUUUUUUUUUGUUGUAUUUGUAUUUCUAUUUUUACAAACGUUGCAAUGAUUCAAAACAAAAUACAGUAGAGACUUAAUUGAUAUUUGUAAAACAAACCAUAAACCAAUGCAGGGUUCAAUAAUAUUUAUAAUUGAAAUAUAAAUUUAUGCAGAGCGCGAGCUCUUUUGAAUUUUUGGAAGUACAUUCAAAACAAUUUUAAAAAAUUCAGUUUAACACGAACAUAUUCGAAACUAUCUACCAUACUGUAUUUUUUUAUGUCCGAUAGUGCCUUGAGAUAUUGGACUUUUUCUUUUUCACAGGACUUUUUGAUAUUAAUUAAAAUAUAUUUUUGUGCCCUGCAUUUAUGUAUAUGUAGUAAUGCUAAACCCCAAAUUUAUUUUGAAGUAUUUUAGUAAUUGUUUAAAACAAUUUUUUCAUCAUUUUACUGAUGUCUGAUCAAUCGAGUUUCUACUGCAAUUUUGACAUAAAUUUAAAGAUUAAAUUAUCAUUUUUUAUUAUAUUUAUACAUGAAAUUGACAAUUUCACUGAUAAAUCGAUCAUGUAAACAUAUUGGUGUCCUUAAUUUAUUGAUCAAUAUAUUUCUUACAAUUUAAAAACUAUAUGGCGUCUUUAUUACCUUUUCAGGUGCAAUUAAUAAAUAUUACUCUUUUAUUAUUUGUAAAUAGACUUUUGAGAUGCUCCCAAUUAUUAUUACAAUAUUUUGAUAACUCCUUAUUGUGCAAUGUUUCUAAUGAGUUUUUAACAAUAUCUGUAUCCCAAAGUGAUCAAAUUAACAUCAGAAAUUAGCUAAAAGUAACAUUAAUUACUUCAGCAUUGAUUAUAAAACAAUACCACUGAUGUAUUUGAUAUAAAGGCUCAACUUUCGUUUAGCCGAAAUCUGUUAUGCAAAAACUGUUGCUAUAAUAACAAUUUUGAUGGCUAUGAGUAAACAAAAACCCUAAUCUGAUGGUGAAGAAAUGCGUAGUUGCCAAGUUGUAGAUGUUUAAGGUUUUUGUUUAAUUUCAUUUAACUGAAAUAAAAAUGUUGCCAUGGAAACGCUUGUCAUGCUAAGGACUAAACAAAAAUCCAAAUCCGGCAGUGAGGAAAUGCGUAGUUGCCAAGUUAUAGAUUAUUU